GCUCCCACUCCGGAGAAGACGACCACGACCCUUGGCUAGAGAAGGAUACCCUGCAGACCCCACGCGCCACCAUUCCCACCACCUCGCGUGCCGCCCCUAGACCAGCAUCAUCCCACCAUCCGCGGAAACGGUCGAGCAUCGAAACUCUGAGACCCGAGCAUAACGCAAAAUUGGGGAACGUCGCUUCUACCGCAGCCAUGGCGUCUCCGCAGCCGGAGGACGCCACUCCUGUUGCCGUGGCUGACGACAAGGCCCCAACUCCGGCACAGGAGAACCCCGCCCCCCCAGAAACCCCAACCAAGCCGGCCGCAGCGAGUCAGGAGCCCAAGGUGCCCAUAACUCCGGCAAAGGUUACAUUCAAGGAGCCUGCACGGACGCCCCGCGCCAGGAAGAAGGUCCCCUGGAAGGGCAAAAAUAUCGUCGUUCUUCUUCCCCGGGAUGAGGAAAGAGGAGAGCCCGGAAAGGCCCCCAUCCCCUUGACCGCCGAGGAGACGGAGCGAAUGUUCCGGUCCUGGGAAGAGCUCGGCUACGGCAUCAGCGGAUUUGACCUAGAGGACACCGGGUUCUCUCUGUCUACCGAUAAUUAUGCGCAGAGUAGGACAAGCUGGCCCUCUGCGGAAGAUAUGACCAUGGAGAGGUCAAACAGGGAAUACCAAAUCACGUUGCCUGAUUUGAAUGCUUGGAAAAACUACGUCGACGAGCUAAACGAAGCUAAACUGAGGGCUCUCGGCGUGUCCUUCGGCGAUGAUGAAGAGCCGGCACUUACGUCCAUCUCUCCUGCAGCAUCGGCACCCAGUCGCCAGGCGUCUGUCCAAUAUCCUGCCCUUCCCUUCUCGCCGCCGUUGCCUACGUCGUCGGCAUCGAGCAAUCCUGCCCAUGGCUUCCCUUUCCCGCCGCAGUUCAUUCCGGGCGGGCUGUCGACCGCCGCCGCACAGAGCCCAGGGGUUCCGUCAGUGGCUUCGCCAGUGUCGUUCACCGGAGCCCCGGGCAAAUUCAACCCCCGCCAGUCCAUCUCCAUACCCAUGGGCCAUUCGCCAUUCCAGCCAGGCCACCACCAGCCUUCGCCCUCGCUGUCGGGUUGGCCCAUGUCUCACCCAACUGGCCGCACCGACUCGCCAGGUUUAUUGAACGGUAUAAUAUCGCCCAUGUCACCUUUCAUGCCCGAAGGCUUCCAACCUUCCGGUAGCCCGGCUCUGAAUAUGCACCAACGGCACCAGUCGCUGCAGUACCCCAUCUUGCCGCAUCAGCAAUUUGUCCAACAGCCGCCCGCCGGGGCGUCCCCUCGCCUCCAAGAGGUCCAGGAGGUCGACGAGGAGACGAUCGGCAAGAGUCCCUCCAAAACACCGGAACCCCUACAGAAUAUUAACGGCAACGACGAUCUACAAGCCGAAAUCGACGAAGCCGAGUAUCAUCUGGAGGAGCAGAUGCGCAACGAACUUGAGCAUGCUGACUACAGUCCGCAUCACACGGAUAGGCAACCUGAAGACUCUGACCCCGUCCAAAUCCCCUCGGCUUCCGAGAAAUCGUCUCUUGCCCACAGCAGAGAAGCGUCAUCGGUGCAGUUUCAAGCUCCCCUCCACUUCGCCAAUACCGUUGGCGACGGGCCUGUUCUCCAUCACCCGCGCCCUCACAGCCGCGGUCAUUCCCUUACGAAGAAGAAUUUCUUCGACGGGGAACCUCGCCACACCGUUGACGAUGGUAACAUGAACCACUUCUCGGCUUGGCAGGACAUAGAUGCUCAAAAGGCUGAAGACGUGGCUGAGAUUGAGACCAACCCAAGCAACCUGGGCACUCCUGUCCAAGACUUCAACAUCGCGGCCUUGUUGCAACAGCACCAGCGCUCCUUCUCGACCGCCAGCAAUCCAUGGGAUGAGCCGGCACCGAGGAUGAACAGCUCCGACACGCAGAGGCGGCCGAGCCACGGGAGCAAGCCCUCUAUCUCCAAACUCAAUGUUAACGCCCCAGAGUUCAAGUUCGACCCGAACAAGGAGUUCAAGCCCAGCGGGCAGUUCGUCUUUGGAAAUAGUAACGCCAAUUUCGAUGUCGUCUCCGAUCAUGCGCCGCCGAUAUUCCACCCAACUGCGGAUCCGUUCAUGCCGCCCGUCGCUCCACCGCCUCCUCCCUUCGCUUUUGGUUCCUCGCCAAUGAGUUUGAAUGCCUUGGCAUUCCCUCCAGGCCACGGCGAUUUCAACUUCACCGCCUCCGGACCAAAAUUCCGGCCGGAUGCUCCCUCUUUCACCCCAGUUGGUGUCUUGUCGGGCUCGUUCGGUAGCCCUCCUGCUUCUGGUAGCGAGGCUGAUAAGACCCGCCCUAACGCCAUCUUCGGCAAUCUCAACCUGUCUGAGAUCGUGAAUCCCGCUAAGAAGUCCAAGGCGAUCCCCAUCAUCCGCCCAUCGAGUAGCGACAACAAGUCUCGUCAGCAGACCCCCGCCGACGAUCGCGCCGACGACCGCAUUGCCGAUGAUGAAUCUCGUGUCAAGAGAACAAAGGCCUUUAGAGCUGACGAGGACUCUAUUCCUCGUUUCGCCGACCCCACACCCUCUCCUCAACCCGAGACUAUGAAGCCUAUGGCGUCUUUCGGCCAAGAGGACCUCGCAGCUUCUGGCAUCCGGUCCACUGACGAAGAAGGCGUCACUGCAGACACGACUAUGUCCUCCACAGUUUCGGAACAUCUCGCAGACUCGAAGGCUGUUACGGCCAGCAGCCCCUCAGACGCCUCGCAAGGCCGUUCCCAGAUGAGCUGGAAACCGUUCGAAUUCCAGUCCAAUUCGGAUGCGCGCGAAUUCAAUGAUGCCCGUCCGUUCGGCGAAGACCGCAUCAAGAAGGGUCACAAGAAGAGCUUGUCGGCAACUGCCAGGGCCUUCAUUCCCGGGGGUUUGUGGGUGGCUCCACGGGAACCCGAAUCGGAGCAGGAGGAUCAGGAGAAGCAAGAGCAUCAGGGGGAGCAGGAGGACCAUCAAGAACGGGAGGCUACCGUCGAACCCCCGGCUUGGCAGACCUCCGCUCCGAUAGAGCAACCCCCCUCGCCGCCCCAGGCCGCAUUCACUGAAGCGCGACAGCCAUCUCCAAUCGCGGACAUGUCUGCUCCGCCCGCUCAAACUAGUACCCUACGCAAGGGUCUCGGGGCCUCGCGCUUCGCCUCGCCGCCGCCCAAGCCUAAGGGUCUUAUAGCGUCGGGAUUCGCCUCUCCUUCGCCAGAACCAGAAGUCGCGCAGGAACAGGAAGCCGAAGAAACUGCGGAGACCGCUGCUCAAACGCUCACUCCCAAACCGGAAGACAUUGAUCAGAAUCUUUUUGAUACUCAGGAACCAUCCAAUGAUCUCGUCCGAGAUGCUGGCGAUGAUGCGACAAGGGACGAGCACCGUGAGCCGACAUUUGAGGAGAUCGACGCGAUCAUGGAUGAUAUCGCUCUCAACGAUCCGACCAUGGGUGUCAACAAAGCUUCUGCGGAGGAACCGCCGUGGCGUCAGCUUAGCCCGAGCCAGCAGAUGUCGAUCGCCGCCGUUACCAACUCAUCGCCUUACCAUCUUCAGCCUGCCACUCAGCUCCGAAGUGACGCUCCUAGCCCCAGUCCGCGCAAAUAUCAACAGCUCCCCAACAUUGGCGUGCCCAGGCCGUCCACAGAACUGGAGGAUCCUUUUGUGGAUCCUCCACAGACCGCCCGGUCUAUCGAGCCACCCAUUUAUCGUCUAAAUGGAAGUGAGGGUGCUGCAAAUAGUGACUGGGACGGGACAUUCAGUGAUGACGAGCAGGAGAAAUUGGAGCAACGUGUCCAGUUCUUCGACGGACGCGUCAAUGCUCAGGUCGGCGACAUCCUUGACGCACGGCUGCAGCCCAUCGAGAAGACGCUCGCGUUGCUCGAGCGUCAUCUUGCCAGGGGGGCAGCCUUUUCCGGCCGUGAACGUCGUAGUGUCUCCUUUGACUACCAAGAAAGUGAUGCCGACGACGAAGACGACGAGCCCAUCAUGCGCCGGUCGAUCAGCCCCAGGAGAGAUAGGAGGAUUGAGCAGAUGCGUGCAGUCAUCAACGACGCCCUUCAGUCUCAUCUGCGGAACACGCCACCAGCGCCGGUUCCCGCUGCGACUACGCUGGACACCGCCGUACUCUCGGCUCUCGAUGAACUCAAGGCGCAGCUGAGCUCCAACUUGCGUCCUGAAUUCCCCGCCGGCGAGGACCUCCGGAAUCUCGUUACAGAGGCAAUCGAGAGCCGCAUGCCCGCAGCCGAUGAACAACAAGAGAUGAACGACAAACUCAGUCAGCUCCAGGCCAAGAUUGUCGACCUCGAGGCACGCCUACAGGGUGAGAGCGAUCGGGUUGAGAAAGAACGAAAAGACCGGCGCGAUGCCGAAGAGUUGGCGGCCGAACUCAACAGGAAACUCCAAGCAGCCGAGACUCGUGUGGAGGUUGAGAUCAUGAACCGCAGCAUCUACGACCAGCGUGUGGGAGAUCUCGAGGACCGACUGAAGCAGCAAGAGACUCGGACGGAAGAAGAAGUGGCGGCAAGGCGCGCUGCCGAAGACCGGCUGUCUGAGGUCCAGCGUCUGCUUCGAAUCGCGAGCGAGGAAGAGAACCGGCUCCGCGAGGCCGUCGAGGAACGCAACAAAAGGAUCAAGACAAUGGAGCAGUCGACGGCCAAGUCCACGAUGCGUAUGUCGCUUCUUGAGGCGGCCCAGAACAAUUCGGCACAGUCCAAAACAGAGUUUACAAACCGGAUCAACGUCCUCGAGAACGACCUCCGUGCGGCUCGGCAGGAAGCCAGCCACUAUAAGUCCGAAGCGGAGCGUGUCUCUGAAAUCUCUCAGCGUCACCUGGCUGACCUCAAUAAUGUCCGCGAAGAGAGCACGCAGCAGCAGAGAUUCCUCGACACUCUCGGCACGCAGCUGCAGGAGAAUGAGCGCAUGAGGGAAAGCUGGCGCGCCAAGUUCCUCUCUCUGCAGGACGAGAUGACCAAGGCAGCCCGCGAGAUUACCGAGGAGAACGCACGACGGACAAAGAGGGAACAGGCCCUCGUCGCGCGACAGGAAGUUCUGGACGCCAGGCUUCAGGCUGAGGCGCGUACCAGGGAGCGCCUCGAAAUGGAGAUCGAACGGCUAGAAAACGGCGAACGGCAAGGCCUUCGGGCCGUCAGCGAGUGCAAGCGUCUUGAAGGUCUUCUCGCCGAGACGCGCACUGAAAAUCACCAGCUCCAGCAGUCCGCGUUGCGUUAUCAGCGAGAAUUUGAGGAAGCCAGAGAGUCCGGCGCCAACGAAGUAGAGCGGACGCGGAAGGCGCUCCAGUUUGAGAUUGAUCAAGCCAACAAUCAAGUCAAUGUGGUGCGGCGGGACCUGGAGGAGCACAUCAGCAAGCUCCAAGCCGAGCUCGACCAGGCCAAUCUGGAAACCGAGUCGGCCAAGGCCAGGGCCGACAUGCUCGUGGAGGAGGCUCAGUCAAGCAAGACUUCGGAGGUGGCCCAGCUCACAGAGAAGCACCAGAACGAAAUUGAGGAUCUCCAAACUCGUCAUGCCAUGCAGCUCGGAAACACCAUCGAGGAGGGGCAGAGGACGGAACAGCACCUGCUCGAGCGUCUCAGCCUGUCCGCGUCCAAAACGGAACAUCUCCAGGAUCGCGUCGCCCAUCUGGAGGAGAAACUCGAAAUUGCCAAGGAAGCAGCCCUGGCAGCGGCGAAGAGAGCCAAGUCACAGUCCCCUCCGGUUGAGCCGUCCCAGGUUUCUUCUGUUGCCUCAGCUGGGGUUCCGGCGGCACCCUCUGCCCCGGGCAUGGAGAAAUCCAGCGGUGGUGUGCCAGAGAAGAUCUCUCCUCAGGCGCUGCGCGAGUCCAUCAUGGUCCUUCAGGAGCAGCUGCAGGCCCGCGAGCAACGCAUCGAAGAGCUCGAACAUGGCAUCGAAAAACUCGAUCCUGAUGCGACCAGCAAAAUUGCCAAGCGAGACGACGAGAUCACGUGGCUACGUGAGCUCCUUGCUGUCCGGCACAGCGACCUCCAAGAUAUCAUCCAGGCCCUGUCUACGGAGGUCUAUAACAAGGAUGCUGUGAAGGAUGCCGCCAUCCGUCUCAAGGCCAAUCUGCAGAUGGAGGAGCAGGAACGCGAACGGGCCAUGAACGGCGGCUCAGCGAUUAACCUCCUCCAAGCCGCGUCGCCCCGUGUGGCGCAGGCUGUCGGACCUCUAGCUGCCGCUUGGGGCAACUGGCGCAAGUCGCAGCAGCAAUCAGGAAGGGCGGGCAGCUUCGGAACCCUUGCAGGGGCGCUCUCUUCGCCAGCGGGAGCUCCGGGCGGGAGGAACAACUCGACCCCAUCCAAGUCUACGAGUGCUCAAUCGCCCGGAAGUCUUCUCGGCGGCCUCCUCACUCCUCCCGCUUCCGGGAUCCGGCAGACACCGCCCAAUAAUGCGAGCGGAAGCCAACCCACGGCUUUCAAUGCGACAGGCAGACGCUUGACAUCCCAAGAGCUUGCCAAGGGAAUGCGAGUUCCUCCUGCUAGCUCUAGACAGGCAGAAAAACAACCGCGGAGUGGCGAGACAACGCCCCCCAGGCGGUCGAGCCGGGGACAUCCUAUGACGCCACCCAUGAUGCGCCCCAGCGCCUACGACUCGGACGCGAACCCGCAUGAUUUCGACGAGAAUGACUUCUUCCAGGAGGACUAAAUCGCGUCUGCUAAAGAAAGUCGAAACACAUCACCAUUUCCUUUGUCGAUUUGUCCACCAAUAUUAAAUAAAAAAAAAGUGUGAG
This is a messenger RNA of Sodiomyces alkalinus F11, 6723 nucleotides long. RefSeq lists its product as hypothetical. The record is from RefSeq and is a predicted model, not a curated record. The transcript has 2 exons. The coding region runs from base 198 to 6638 and encodes 2146 amino acids. Gene Ontology annotation, cellular component: cytoskeleton. Lineage: Eukaryota; Fungi; Ascomycota; Sordariomycetes; Glomerellales; Plectosphaerellaceae.